This is a messenger RNA of Vitrella brassicaformis, 2927 nucleotides long. Lineage: Eukaryota; Vitrellaceae. The record is from the annotation of a GenBank genome assembly.
CUCCUCCAUCCAUCCACCCACCGCAUGUGAUGAGUACCAUACGCGUGAGGCAGGUAUGUACAAGUCCAGUAGUACUGUUGUGUCUUCACUCCACUCACAAUCAGUCAUUCAAAGGCCAGUCCGCCCCCAGUUCAGUCAGGUACACCCGCCACUACAAAAGCAGACCUCCCUCUGUCUUGUCUAAGCCUUCUCAGCCUUCUCGAGGAAUAUCAUCUGGCCGCCCUCCACCAGAUCCUCGUCAAUGAUGGCCGAACCCUCAUUGAACUGCGCCUGGUCAGUGAUGCCAUGCGCCUGCACGUUGAACAAGAAAAGCGUCCCGGGCUUCUCGUCGAACAGCUCAGACACGUCCAGAAUGCCGCUGCUCUCCCAUUCACCAGCGUCGCCGGCGUCCACAUCGACAGCGUCGGUCGGGUUGGCAAUGCUCGCAUCAAGCACAACGUCGCGGUCAAUGUUCGCCACACGGAGAAGCGCGGGGGCCUUGGUGUGCGGAUCGAUUCGCACAAUUCCGGCUUCAUUCGGGUUUGCGGCGCCCUCACCGAAGAGGGGCUCGCCGGUGAGAGUAGUCUCCUCAGCCUCAUCCUCUUGCACGUAGAUGAAGCCAUCUGCACACACAAAAUGAACAACGAGAUGGAUGGAUAGACAGAAUCAGCAGUGGGUACUCACCGUCAGCCCAGUCCAAGUUGUCAGGCGACCGCAGUCGUCUCUUUUCGUCCGCAUCACCGUCGUACAGGAUCGUCACUCUCGCACUCAGGUCUUUGAAGUCAGUCUUUAUGAUGUACACAGUACCUGCACACGUGCAGCCAUUGUGGGUGGGAACAGACAGUAAAAGCAAAAUCCUCAUGGAUGUGCCUCUGUGUGUGUAUACUCGCUUACCGAAGGUAUCAGCCCCGUUGCCAGUCUCUUUCGUCGAUGGCGUACGUGUCCACACCCGUCGAAGCAAACACAGCCUCCUUCCCGUCCUUGGGAUUGGUGGCCACAUCCUCGGGCCGGGAGAAGCCGAAGGCCCCCAGAUCCUCAGCUCUUGUCCACAACGUCCUCUGUGUGGGGUAGCUGAACUGAUCAAACGAGACACGCCGCACAUCCAUCCACCCAGAGGGCAGCAGGAGACGCUUGUCGAGCGAGCAGCGCAUGUGUGAUGUUCGGUCGCUGACCUGGUCGAAUCCCGUGCUGCCAUCGUCUGACUUGAGGGCCUCGUCCUCUGUAGUGCUGUUGUCGAUCUCCACCCAUUUGCCCUUCCGUGAUCCCGACCCUCGGAAGUCGAGAGGCGUCCUGUCGCCAGUGUCAGACACCCACACGUACAGCUUGCCACCACGGAGGCCGUUCCUGGAGAGGAAAUCGCCCGCCGGAUCUUUCACUCCAAUGUACAAAUACGCCGGGGCUGCUUCGGUUUCAUUGUCCCCUGCCAUCUGGUUGGCGUCGAAAUCGUCCGCAUCGAAAGGCGCGCUGUCGUCCAUGAGAAUCAAUGCCACUUUUUCCUUAUCCCCAGUGUCCAACUCAGCCUGCAACAACACAGAGACGCAACCAAAGGCAACCACAAGGGCGUCCAGGAGUGGGGACCCCUUCCACAUGGACACGAGCAAUUGCCAGUGCUCUGCUCACCACAUUUUCCCAUGCGCCGCGUCCAAGAGCUGCAUCAAACAAAAAGACAUGCAGAGGUGUGCACACACACGUCCAUGACAUGAUCGAUCCGAUCCUUGGUGUACACAUAAAGGACUGACUCACCAGGGACCUGCCAGAGGUCCCCUCUCUGAGGGUCGAGAGCCCACAUGGCCCCGCCGACGGUGGAGAAGAAACUGCCGGUCUCCUCGCCGGUGUAGUAGAUACUGUCGACGUGGCCACGGCCGUCUUUGAACUGCUUUGCAGGAACCAGCUGACUGCACGGGGGAUGGGAAAGAAGUGGCGUGCACGUCCUUCCUUGUGUCCCCUGCCUCCUCCCUGGUCAGUGCACUGAUUCACCUGGAGCAGAAGCGAUCGAGGCCUUUGAAUCGCUCGCCCUCAAAGACCUGGAAAAUGCUCGUGUUCUUGGCGAUGUUGCCGUCGGCAUCCUGACACAGGCAGGCAAAGACAGGUCAAGUUUGAUUGUGUACGCGAAUGGUGGGCCAUCUUUCCUACGUAGAUGGUGUUGUAGGCGAUGCCGCCGUCGAGCACCUCUCUGGUGUCCUUGUCGAUGUCAAGGUAUGACACCCUGGCGCCAAUCAGCUUCCAUGUGCCGCCCUGGCCAUCGCUGAGCUCGUAUGGGGUCCCCCGGUCGUUGUUGAUCUCGUGAUUCACAAACACCCGCACGAUGCCAUCUUUCUGCAUGAAGGAGACACAUAUACACAGCCGUCACUCACGGGGCACCACAGACACCAAGAAUCUUUCUUCUCAACACACUACCAGUGUGUAAGCACCGAUGCCGUCAAGAAUGCCUGAGAGAAUACCGUAAGCACCCACACCCUUUCAUCGAUGCCUACUGUCUCUUGGUGAAAUUGAUGCACACACCGGCGGGCUGAUAAGUAGGGAUGUUGGGCUUGAACUUGUUAUACGCCCCUGAGGAGGGAUCGAUCUUCUGGCCUGUGGUGAGCACCACAGGUCCCACCUUGUAGCCCUUUGCAGUAGCUUCUGCCAUCCUGUUGGUAUGCCAUUCAUUUUAACAGCAAGACAAUGACGCUCUCCUCUGGUCUCAUCUUGCGCGGUGGCCUACGGAGGGAAGGUGUCGGGAGGCAUGAGAGCGAGGCGGCUUUUCGCAUCGAGGACAGCCUUCAUCGCAUCGAGCGCGGCCUCCAUGAAGUCAUCUUUAGGGGUGGCGGAAGCGGCAGGGGCUGCCAGGAGCAGUGCCGCGCACACGACGGUCAGCAUCAUGUCCGGGGCUCUGUAAAGGGGAAAAGAAGGAGAACAGAGCAGAGAAAGGCGAGAUAUAACGUAGCGAAAUAUCCAACUCGCCUUCG